GUGCACCACGUAGGCUAUGACUCCUCAAUAUAUUCUCCCGUAAGGAAUUUGGUUUGCACCCAUCAAAACGCACUCAAGCAGAAGUGAAAGAGCAGAAGGAAAUGUCAAAAUCACCGGAAGAAGAGCACCCACAAAAAGCUUUGGGUUGGGCUGCCAGAGAUAACUCUGGAACCCUCUCCCCUUUCCAUUUCUCCAGAAGGGAAAAUGGUGAUGAUGAUGUCACCAUAAAAAUUCUUUACUGUGGAGUUUGCCAUUCAGAUCUGCAUACUGUUAGAAAUGACUGGGGUUUCACUCGAUACCCUGUUGUUCCUGGGCAUGAGAUUGUUGGUGUUGCAACAAAAGUGGGGAAUAAUGUGACGAAAUUCAAAGCAGGUGGCAGGGUUGGAGUUGGGGUUAUGGUUGGCUCCUGCAAGACAUGUGAAUGCUGCCAGCAGGACCUGGAGAACUACUGCCCUCGUGUGAUAUUUACCUAUAACUCUCAUAAUCCGGAUGGGACAAUAAAUUAUGGUGGUUAUUCAGAUAUGAUCGUGGUUGACCAGCGCUAUGUGGUUCGCUUUCCUGAUAACUUGCCAAUGGAUGCGGGUGCACCGCUAUUAUGUGCUGGGAUCACAGUGUACAGCCCUAUGAAAUAUUAUGGAAUGACUGAGGCAGGCAAGCAUUUGGGCGUUGCAGGACUUGGUGGGCUAGGUCAUGUUGCUGUGAAGAUUGGUAAGGCCUUUGGGUUGAAAGUUACUGUCAUUAGUAGCUCCCCAUCGAAGGAGUCUGAAGCAAUCAAUAGACUUGGUGCUGACUCAUUCCUUGUUUCCAGUGAUCCUUCAAAAAUGAAGUCAGCUAUUGGUACCAUGGACUAUAUCAUUGACACAGUGUCUGCUGUUCAUCCCCUGCUUCCACUGCUUACUCUGCUGAAGGUGAAUGGAAAACUGGUCACUGUGGGGUUGCCCAAUAAACCACUUGAAUUGCCUAUUUUUCCAUUAGUUUUGGGACGGAAGCUUGUUGGAGGAAGCGAUGUUGGAGGGAUGAAAGAAACACAGGAGAUGCUAGACUUUUGUGCCAAGCACAAUAUUAGUGCCGACAUUGAGCUGAUCCGGAUAGACGAUAUCAACACAGCAAUGGAAAGGCUUGCCAAAUCUGAUGUCAGAUACCGUUUUGUGAUUGAUGUGGCAAAUUCCUUGUCACAGUAGGUUCAUUGCUAACCGGCAAGCCCAGAUAUUAUAAUAAGUUCAAUGGUUAUGCUCUAGUAUACUUUAUAGAAGUUAAUGGAGAGGAGAAAACAGAUGAAUUUUUGAUGACUUGGACUUAUGUUGGUUCCCUGCAUCUAUGCCCUUUCAAUUGUUUUAUGCUGCUGGGAAUCUAAUUCAUGUAAUGCUUUUGCAAUCAAUAUACAUAUGGUUUUGCAUUUUA
This is a messenger RNA of Theobroma umbraticum, 1401 nucleotides long. Its product is annotated as putative cinnamyl alcohol dehydrogenase 9. Lineage: Eukaryota; Viridiplantae; Streptophyta; Magnoliopsida; Malvales; Malvaceae. The record is from RefSeq and is a predicted model, not a curated record. Gene Ontology annotation, molecular function: zinc ion binding; oxidoreductase activity, acting on the CH-OH group of donors, NAD or NADP as acceptor.